UCAUGAGCUCCCUUACUUCACAAACUCUGACGUCAUCAUUAUGUUGCGUUAGUGUUUCAAGCUGGCAGAGGCCUAUUAGGUAACAGGCAUAGGUACGGUCACUGAAAAACUUGAUAUCAAAAGUUUGACAAGACUCACCAGUGGUGUUCUGUGGUUGAUAUCAUAUGUGCAUUAAGAGCUUCCUGUUUGGAGAAGAGAGUUUUGUACUCGUAGAACUGAACUGGAAAACUGGAGACUGAAUGACUUCCUUAUUUGAGCUGGAAACACACAGAGACUCAAGUUAUGGUGCUUAGGACUCCAUGCCGAAACAAGAAUGUCCAUGCAAUUGUGCACCUCUCUCUUCAACUCAAGUUUAUUGAAGAAAUGAAGAAGAAUAUGUUGUUAAAUCACAUAUGAUCCUGUCUGCUUAUCUCAUUGGCUGAAUAUUGAGUAGCACGUAAAACUGAAAAUGAAUCAGGGGGGACAAGAAAAUCAGGGGACAGGACUGAGAGAUGUCUUAGACAUACUAGUUAAGGCACCUCCGCAACAGCUGCUAAGCCUGACAUUCAAGCUGGGUGAGUCUCCUGAAGAAAAUAUCGUACACGCCUUAUGUCUGAUCCUGCUCCAGAAAGAGGAGCGUGCCCUGAACAAACUCCAGAUGCUGAAGGACAACUACCUCGCUAACCAUCUAGCUGAGAAGUGGCAGAUGAGUGGAGGCAAAUUUGAAGAUUUUGCUGAUCAUUGUGGUCAUUUUCAAGAGUUUAAAGGAGAAUUUUUGGCACUGUUGGCUCGUCUUUUCAAGGUUUUGUCCGAACAGAGGCUGUGUGGUCAACCUCUGAGAAAUCUGGCGUAUAAGAGAGCCCUUUCCAGGGACAUUCAAAAAACAAGCAAAUGUAAGGAUCUAGAGUAUGAUCUGCUCAGAGAGGAAGCUAAAAAUGUGUGUGGGCCUCAGUUUGCAGAGUUGAUUUGCUCCCCAAAGGAUCUCAAGUCAGGGUCUUACCAUGAUCCUCUUAGCAGCUUGGGUGAAGGAAACCCAACUUUAAAAAUGACCCUGUCUCAGGAACAGUCAGAGAGAGCUCACAGUCUGCCCAGCCCACUGCAGACGACCUCUCCAAUACCCUCAUACCCCACUCAUCUAGAGAUAAGUAUACCUCCAACAGCCUCAUUUCAAGACGACAAAAUAACAUCAGAUAAAUCUAAACUAAACAAUUCCGUCCUUGUUGGUGAACGUGAUGCAAAAAAUGCACUUGGGCAAUCUCACACAUCUCAGCCUAAAUCCAGUGAACCCCCUAUGUUUGGUGCAAAGAAACACUCAAAGAUGGAUGGCACAUUAGCCGCAGAGGGCAGUAAGUCCGACAGUCUUAUCACUCGAUGGGAGACUUUAAACCGAACCACUAAACCAACCGCUGAACCAAACUUUGCACUACCUACUGCAACAACCUUUUUACCACCCAAGAUGCCUGUUCCAAAUGAAAUGCAUGAAAGUAAAGAUGCAGAAGAGGAGGAAAAGCCAACAUUUUAUCCAUUUGUUAUCUUGCAUGCACCUGAGGAUGAAGAUGUGGCCGAGAGCAUGAGAGAGAGACUGGAAACUUUGAUGCGAGUUGAAGGGGAAGGUGCAACUUUUUCAGGGGACUUUGCCGAGCCUGGAAAGAGCACUCUCAGGUGUGUAGAGGAUGCUAUCAACAACUCGGCCUUCACUCUUCUGCUGCUUACCUGCAACUUUAACACCCGCAUGCUGGAGAUGGAGACAGACUCUGCCCUUAUCAACUCCAUGAACAAGAAACACAAGUACAACACCGUUAUCCCUCUGCUGCCACUGAAGAACUGCAUGCCCAGAGAGAGCAUCCCUUUGGUUUUGCAGACAUUAACUCCCCUCAGGGAGAACAGCAGCUUUGAAAGGCAAUUAAAUAAGUUUUUGUCUCCAGUGAAGAUUAAAAACCAGAGAAAAAUCUGGACAGCAGAGCAGACAGUAAAAAUGCAGCUGGAGAGACAGGAGAGACUAAAGAAUUUAAACCAGUACCAGAAGCAGUUGAUCAAAGAGUGUAGCACAGCACAGUUGCUGGAGAAAGAGAACCUGAGCCUUUUAAUGGCACAAAAACUUAUUUUCAACCCCAUCGUUCCACCAGAACAGGACGGUGGUGACAGCAGUGUUCGGUGGCAACAACAUCAACAACCAAAUAUUCACAUUGAAAAUGCUAGGUACAUUAUGAUUGGUAAUGACUCUCAAAUGACUGUGGAUUUUGGCGGAGGUGCAGACAAAGAAGAUUCCAUUCACAGAGAGGAGGAGCAAUAACCUUAAAGAGGAUAUUUUCUGGAGUCACUGUAUUUGUCAAAAAAAAAAAAGAGAGAAAUCAUGUUUUGUCUAAACACUAAAAUGUCAACGCUGUAAUAAGCAUUGUGGGGUAUUUACUGCAGAUUGCUUCAUUGUAUUUACAGUAAACGUGUUGGUGAAAGCAAAUUCAAUAAAACUGUCAAAAGAG
Perca flavescens (yellow perch) is the source of this 2459-nucleotide messenger RNA. It is a transcript of the gene ticam1, whose product is annotated as TIR domain containing adaptor molecule 1. The record is from RefSeq and is a predicted model, not a curated record. Gene Ontology annotation, molecular function: signaling adaptor activity. The transcript has 2 exons. Bases 449 to 2272 code for a protein of 607 amino acids. Gene Ontology annotation, cellular component: endosome. Lineage: Eukaryota; Metazoa; Chordata; Actinopteri; Perciformes; Percidae. Gene Ontology annotation, biological process: positive regulation of type I interferon production; positive regulation of canonical NF-kappaB signal transduction; TRIF-dependent toll-like receptor signaling pathway.